This is a messenger RNA of Crotalus tigris (Tiger rattlesnake), 2352 nucleotides long. RefSeq names its product disks large homolog 2. Gene Ontology annotation, molecular function: protein binding. Gene Ontology annotation, biological process: chemical synaptic transmission. The transcript is spliced from 11 exons. The record is from RefSeq and is a predicted model, not a curated record. Gene Ontology annotation, cellular component: postsynaptic density membrane; neuron projection; neuromuscular junction. Lineage: Eukaryota; Metazoa; Chordata; Lepidosauria; Squamata; Viperidae. Bases 240 to 1298 code for a protein of 352 amino acids.
GUGAUGUAAAACACGAGAGUCUAGGAGCUACCCAUUUUAUAAUGCAACUGCUUUGGUGACUGUGCAGAGCGAUUUGGCUUAAUUACACAGGCGAGUGGGAACCCAGCAGCUGAUGGGGUGGGGGGGCCUGUCGUGAAGCUGCUGCUGCUGUUUAGGGAGGCUCUGCUUUUGUUCCCGGGAAACCUGCCUUUUGGGAGUACGCUCGAUUUGAGGCCAAAAUCCAUGAUCUGCGCGAACAGAUGAUGAAUCACAGCAUGAGUUCCGGGUCAGGCUCCCUGCGAACCAAUCAAAAGCGUUCCCUCUAUGUCAGAGCCAUGUUUGACUACGACAAAAGCAAGGACAGUGGCCUCCCCAGUCAAGGACUCAGCUUCAAGUAUGGAGAUAUUCUCCACGUUAUCAACGCCUCGGAUGAUGAGUGGUGGCAAGCAAGAAGGGUCAUGCUGGAAGGGGACAGUGAAGAGAUGGGAGUUAUACCUAGCAAACGAAGGGUGGAAAGGAAAGAGAAAGCACGUUUAAAAACAGUGAAAUUUAAUUCCAAGCCGGGUGUGAUCGAUGCCAAAGGGUCAUUCAAUGACAAGCGUAAAAAGAACUUCAUCUUUUCACGAAAAUUCCCAUUCUACAAGAGCAAGGAGAUGAGUGAGCAGGACACCAGUGACCCGGAACGAGGACAAGAGGACUGCAUUCUCUCCUAUGAACCCGUAACAAGGCAGGAAAUUAAUUACACCAGGCCGGUUAUUAUCCUUGGCCCAAUGAAAGAUCGGAUAAAUGAUGAUUUGAUAUCUGAGUUUCCUGACAAAUUUGGCUCCUGUGUCCCACAUACCACCCGACCGAAGCGCGAUUAUGAAGUGGACGGUCGAGAUUACCACUUUGUCAUCUCCAGAGAACAAAUGGAAAAAGACAUUCAAGAGCACAAAUUCAUCGAAGCCGGCCAGUAUAACGAUAAUCUCUAUGGGACCAGCGUGCAGUCCGUGCGAUUUGUAGCCGAAAGGGGCAAGCACUGUAUCCUUGAUGUAUCAGGAAACGCCAUUAAACGUCUUCAAGUUGCACAACUCUACCCUAUUGCAAUCUUCAUUAAACCUAGAUCGUGGGAGCCUUUAAUGGAAAUGAAUAAACGCCUCACAGAGGAACAGGCGAAGAAAACCUAUGAACGCGCCAUGAAAUUAGAACAAGAAUUUGGAGAAUAUUUUACAGCAAUUGUCCAGGGAGAUACCUUAGAAGAUAUAUAUAACCAAACCAAACUCGUGAUUGAAGAACAGUCAGAUUCCUUCAUCUGGGUACCUUCCAAGGAAAAGCUAUAAACUCGCCGAGCCACCUCCUCUGAUCCCAACGGAGAAGUAUUUAGAAGAAAAUUUAAUCCUAACUUAUUUGGAAGCUUUGGGGAGGGCUGGGGGGGGAUUACUUUCACGUUUCUUGCUGUCGAUGUGGUUAUUAUUAUUAUUAUUAUUAUUUUUCUGAACAUACAACACAAACUGCCGGAAGCCAUGAAGGACGCUGAUUUGGUCAUAAAGGGAAAGAAAAAAGAAAGAACAUUUUAUAUGAAAAAAAAACAAGCCUGCCAUAUUAAAUCUCUCUCUCACACACACACAUACACACCUAUCCAAACACUACACAGCACAAAAUGUUCUGUGUGCUCCACCACACAGCUUUGUAAGGACGAACCCAGAGGCAGAAAUGACCAAUCCGUUGCCUCCCUUCCAGCUUGUAAUGGCUCAGCUCAGUGUGUUUCUUGGUGGCUGAAAACACACACACACACACACACACACACACAUACACCCAUCUCCUGGGUGUCUUAAUCCUACAGGACGUAUCCUUUGAGUAAAGUGGAUAUGAUCACAAGUCCUACCUAACGCAUCUCUGGAGGAAGAGCUGAACGGCUGCGGCUUUGCAGAAUCUCACCCAAAAGCCACUGACUCUGCUGAGACCUUGAAUGCUUUUAUUAUGAUGAUUAUUAAUUUUCCCAGAUGUUGGAUCAGGGACUUCCUUUGAUCAUAGUACAUCUGUAUUUGCAGCACCUCGACUUUCAUAUAACUAUGCAUAUCUCUCCUUCCUGCCCCCUCACCCCCCAUCCCGAUCCACUGGAGCAUAAUUUCUCCCCCCCCCCUUUCAACUUCAGAUCCCACUGUUGCAUCUGGAUCUCAGUCAUUCAAUGUGGUUUGUUGGGAAGGAAAGCUUUCAUAUUGAAGUGCGUUCACAUGGACACGCAACAUUCAGGGUACUUAAAACUUGACCAAGAAGAAGGGUACAAUUGGGGGAGGGGGAAAGCUUUACAUUUUAUUUUAAUUAUCUAUAUUAUCAUUUAUAUGAAAAUAGAAGGCGCUUAAAGAUGGGAUAAUUUAUUAAAGAAUCUAUAUU